This is a messenger RNA of Scomber japonicus (chub mackerel), 2227 nucleotides long. RefSeq names its product MBL associated serine protease 2 (gene masp2). Gene Ontology annotation, molecular function: calcium ion binding; serine-type endopeptidase activity. The transcript has 6 exons. NCBI's taxonomy places the organism in Eukaryota, Metazoa, Chordata, Actinopteri, Scombriformes, Scombridae. The record is from RefSeq and is a predicted model, not a curated record. The coding region runs from base 82 to 987 and encodes 301 amino acids.
CAGCCAGGUUCAUUUACCCUUGGGUCACUGAGAGUGAACCUUUCCAAAAUACGCAUAAUAUCUGGGGACUGUGAAGCCAACAUGACCAGUGGGGACUGUGUGUUUGUCCUAUUUUCCCUCAUACGUGUCUCGCUGAGUGUGAAUAUGACAGGGUUAUAUGGCAGCUUCACCUCCCCCAACUUCCCCCAGACAUACCCUGAUAACCAGCAUGUAGUGUGGAACAUCACUGUCUCAGAGGGCCACAGGGUUAAACUCUACUUUACCCACUUCAGCGUGGAACCCUCCCACCAGUGUGAAUAUGACUACAUUCAGGUUUUGGCAGAGGGGAAUGAGACCUUGCGGUUCUGUGGUGAGGAAGAGAAGAACUUUGAAAGCACCCCCAGGAACACCGUCAUCCUGUCAGCCGGGAACCUCAUGUCAGUGGUCUUUAGGAGUGACUAUUCUAAUGAGGGACGAUUCACUGGCUUCCAAGCAUUUUACACCUCAGAAGACAUCAAUGAAUGUCAGUCCAAGGUAGACGGGGAGAGAGUGUGUGAUCAUUUUUGCCACAAUUACAUAGGUGGAUAUUACUGCACGUGCAGACAAGGACACCUUCUCCAUGACAACAAAAGAUCCUGCACAGUGCCAUGCAACAACCAGACGAUGACCACACUGUCAGGGGUUCUGACCAGUCCAGGCUACCCGAGCCCCUACCCACCCAUGAGUCAGUGUGACCACACUAUCCGUCUGCCGGAAGGCUACAGAAUAAUCCUGGACUUCCUGGAAACCUUUGACAUUGAGGGUCAUCCAGAUGCCCCCUGUCCAUACGAUACAUUGAAGAUUUCAACAGCUGGACAAGUGUAUGGACCCUUUUGUGGAUCAAAGACACCAGGCCGCAUUGACACAGGAAGUUACCAGGUGCACGUUGCAUUCAAAUCUGACCCCAGUGGUAAAAAUAAGGGAUGGAAGAUCAAGUAUACCAGUAUUAAGGUUAAAUCCUCACUGUAACUUAGAGUGAUGGGUUUUUGGCCUGUGACUUUAGUAUUGUGGCAACUAAAGUCACGGUUGACACAAUCAUAAUUGUUGUGAUGAGGCUUGGCUAUUUGUGUCUGACCGUGAAGCACUAUAAGAUAUGAUAUCAGUUGACAUUGUUGUAUUUCUCUGUUUGGUGAGAUGCCAUAACAAAUCAUUAUGGACUCUAAAACCUCACCAGAACAAUCAUUUUUAACCAUUGUUGCAAUAAUUAAUAGGAAUAAAGUAAGACUCAAAAUACAAUUUGACUUAUUAAUUCAGACUGUUUUUUUUGUUUUUUUUUGUUUUACACAGUGUCUUAAUUAGAACAAAUGUUUGGUUACCAUAAAAUAUAACCUAGGUCUAAUAUAUGUGAUCAGACAAGCAUUUUGAUUGAAUUCUUGCCAAAGACAUAAAAUAAUAAUAAAUUAAUUCCCUAAAGCAGUCUGGAAGCAGAAUCUAAGAAGUGUUGAAUGCUAGUCGUUUAACCUUCAUACAUAAUGCAGCUUGUUCUCAGCAAUCUCAGCUCCACUCCUCUAUCAAAACAGCCAUUAAAGGGUUCUCCAGUCCCAUGAAAUUGCCUCUCAUUUGGCACUUUUGUAUUCACGCACCAACACUUCCUCCAUCUGUGCCACAUGAGAGGGGCAAAAGAGCAUGCCUGAAUGUGUGGAUGUAAGAACAAAAUGCACUUGUUGAUUUAUUUUUACUGUUUCUGUGGCUCCAGAUUUCUUCCUGGUGCUUUAGAAUUAAGCCACUGAAACUUCUCUGUUAACUUAUUACUUAAAAAAGUAUGCUAACUUGGACUGCUAUAUACUUUGUAGUUUUAAGUUCACUACAGCUUAGCAAGGCAAAGAAUGUGCUGACCCGGACAUCACCUUGGCAUUUGCAGCCAAUCAGAAUCAUAAGGUCUCUGUUGGAUGUGUUCUCCGAAAGCCACCAGACCACAUGGAAUAAGGGUUGUUUCUAGCAUGAAAUGCCCAGACAGUCCUCGAGGCAACUGUGUGCCUGCUGAGCAAACCUACAGUUUUUACCUUACACUGUCGACUCAUAAUCUAAUCCACCAAAACACAGUGACAGAUGAGAGCACUAUUGACUGCUCCCAUACCCCGCUCACUUCUCACUGUUCAGCCUAGUUGGAGCCAAUUCCACAGGAAUUACGCACAACAUGAAAUCCAUUAACCAACUAUUGGAAAAUAUCUAGCAGCAGCAUGCUGUCAAUAGGCUUACAGCUAAUAUG